AUUCUGUCCACGAACACCGACGAUUCCAUUGAGGAUUGGCGAAUGGCUGUGGACUGUAAUCGAAUCGGCCAAAUGGCUUUGGAACUAAUUGUCUGCCUUAUUCACCCUUUCCCCGGCUCAGAUGCCAUCCAGUUUCCCAUUUCUCCUUCCUAUGUUGGCCCCAUGACCGAUUUUCAUCCCCACACAUUCCCCGUCCCCGUCCAUUCCUUGGAACCGGAUCCCGGGGCUGUGAUACGUUUAAAUCGUAGUGCAACCGUGAUCAAUAAACCCCUGGUCCGUACCACUCUGAUUCACUCCACCGGAACCGGUAGUCAUGAUCUGAAUACCACUUCCGGUUACGCAUUCUAUCCGUAUAAGAUUGUCUCAGUUGAUCUGAUGCUCUCGGUGCCUAUGUUUUUGCGACUCUAUCUCCUGUUGCGCGCCAUGCUUUUGCAUUCCAAACUGUUCACUGAUGCUGGCUCGCGUAGCAUUGGUGCUAUGAACAAAGUGAAUUUCGAUAUGCGUUUCAUAUUUAAAACCUUGAUGACAAUGUGUCCGGGAAAGCUUUUGCUCGGAUUCAUUCUUUGUCUGUGGAUCAUCUAUUCCUGGUCUCUUAGAGCAUGCGAAAGCUUUUAUGAAAAAGAACACGGAAACUUGCUCAAUUCCAUGUGGUUAAUCGCAGUCACUUUCCUCAGUAUUGGUUACGGCGACAUAGUGCCUCAUACCUAUUGUGGACGGGCCAUCGCAUUGGCGACUGGAGUAAUGGUAAGCAUUUAUACAUCCACAUUAAUUGUGGCCGUGUUUGCUAGAAAACUGGAACUGUCGAAAGCCGAGAAACAUGUUAUACAUUUCAUGAUGGAAAACCAGUUGAACAAAAAGAAUUAUGCAGCCAAUGUGUUACGUGAGACGUGGCUUAUAUACAAGUAUACCAAAUUGGCCAAACGUGUGGAUGCUAGCAAAGUGCGAACUCAUCAGCGGAAAUUUCUGCGAGCAAUUCAUGGGUACGUUUAUAGUAUUUCCAGAUCUAAGGCGAACAAACUGAUGUCCAUGUGCUAUACCAAACUUAAGUCGAAACGACUUGCCUACUGUUUAUCAUGUAUAUGUGAUUCAAUAGCCUGGGUCCAAAUGACAAUGAAAUUAAUUUUACUUCAGAAGAAACGUUAUUCACGUACGGAAUGUGCUAUAGUUCCACGUCAUGACACGUUCUCACUAGGGAAACAAUAG
Messenger RNA from Echinostoma caproni, 1203 nucleotides. The record is from the annotation of a GenBank genome assembly. NCBI's taxonomy places the organism in Eukaryota, Metazoa, Platyhelminthes, Trematoda, Plagiorchiida, Echinostomatidae.